Molecule: messenger RNA, 1451 nt
Organism: Staurois parvus
Lineage: Eukaryota; Metazoa; Chordata; Amphibia; Anura; Ranidae
Source: the annotation of a GenBank genome assembly
AUGGGUCGAGUCUGGGAGAAAGGAGGGCGAGUGGCCUGUGCCACAUUGCUGGCCUUGGUGGCGGUAAAUCUGCUGUGCACUGCAUUGGCUCAGAAUCACCACGGACACAGCCAUGAAGAUCUUCACCACGGGCACAGUCAUGAAGGUCAUCACGGUCACAGCCAUGGACAUCAUGGGCACAGCCUCCAUCACCACGGGCACAGUCACGAGGGCCACCACGGGCACAGUCACGAGGGCCACCACGGUCACGGGGCCACCACGAGCACAGUCACGGGGGCCACCACGGUCAAGAGGGCCACCACGGGCACGGUCACGAGGGCCACCACGAGCACGGUCAGGAUGAUCUUGAUGCAUUCAGGAGCCGCUGGCAGUUUGGAGAUGCACCACCCCAGGAGGCCGCUGAACAGCUUGCUAAAAGAGAAGCCACCGUGGACUCCCCACCUCCCUUGCCACAGGGGGCAAGAGAGAAGCUGGACCCUGUGACACUCUGGACCUAUGCGAUCUGUGCCACGCUGCUGAUCUCAGCCGCGCCAUUCUUCAUCCUCUUCCUGAUCCCGGUGCAGUCCAACAGCAGCCAGCAUCAGUCCCUGCUCAAACUUCUCCUGAGCUUCGCCUCGGGGGGGCUGCUGGGAGAUGCCUUCCUGCACCUUAUCCCCCAUGCCCUGGAGCCGCACUCUCAUCACCAGGUGGAGGAGGAGCAUCAUGGGUCGCAUGAACACGGACACGGACAUUCUCAUGAUCACAGCCACGCCCAUAUGAUGUCUGUCGGCCUAUGGGUGCUGGCAGGAAUCAUCGCCUUCCUGGUCGUAGAGAAGUUUGUGCGUCACCUUAAAGGAGAGGGUGGACAUGGCCAUAGCCACGCUCCAAAGGAAGCCAAGGCCAAUGAAUCGAAAGAUAAAGAAGAUGAGAAAUCAGAAGGGAAGGAGGGACUGCGACACAGAAAGGCAGAGAAUAAUGGCGGCCAGAAAGGCAAGAAGGGAAAGGAGAAGCCUCGAUCAGAUAUGACUGUCUCUGGCUACCUCAACCUCGCCGCCGACUUCACCCUACAACUUCACGACGGCUUUGAGCAUCGGAGCCUCUUUCCUGGUCAACACCAACGUUGGCAUCGUUACCACCAUCACCAUUUGCUGCACGAGGUGCCCCACGAGAUCGGAGACUUUGCCAUCCUAGUACCAGAGCGGGUGCCACCAGAAAUGAAGGCGAUGAUGCUGCAGCUCAGCACGGCACUGGGUGCUCUGGCAGGCACUGCCUGCUCGCUCUUGGCGGAAGGAAUCGGUGAAGCGGCCACUCUGUGGAUUCUGCCAUUUACUGCUGGUGGAUUUAUCUACAUCGCAACAGUCUCCGUCAUCCCUGAACUGCUCCAAGACUCUCGCCCCUCUCAGUCCAUUAAGGAAACCAUUGGGCUGCUCCUUGGGGUUGCCAUGAUGGUCCUCAUUGCACAGUUUGAGUAG